Messenger RNA from Pocillopora damicornis (cauliflower coral), 4510 nucleotides. Its product is annotated as ATP-binding cassette sub-family C member 4. Gene Ontology annotation, molecular function: ABC-type transporter activity; ATP hydrolysis activity; ATP binding. Lineage: Eukaryota; Metazoa; Cnidaria; Anthozoa; Scleractinia; Pocilloporidae. Gene Ontology annotation, cellular component: membrane. Gene Ontology annotation, biological process: transmembrane transport. The record is from RefSeq and is a predicted model, not a curated record.
GUCGGCCUGUCUUUUGAAAAUGAGACGUAAAACAGUGUCUUUGCCGUUUUGCGGAUCUCUCUUUCUUCGUUUGGUUUAUACCAUCAUGUCCAAGUGUCUGUAGAGGAGAUAGUUACCAGCUAAGUGGCGGUGCACUUAGCUGAUGACGUGACUGGAGUACUUCAAUUAGAGGGGUUCCAAACGAGUAACUUUUGUUAAGUAGCCGCCGCUUUCCGGACUUAGGCGCUUGUAAUUUGCAGAUGUAGAAAUGGCUAAAGGGGAAUACAAGCCAGUGUUCACCAGUGAACAAAAGGAAAAUGUCAGCUUAGUGUCUCUCCUGUUUUUUCGUUGGAUGAACGGUGUCUUCCAAUCAGGUUCUCAUGGAACUUUAGAAGAAACCGACUUUGUUCCCCUCUCAAGAGAAAACACAACAGGCUCUUUGACAGAUCUUCUGGAAUCAAAAUGGAAUGAAGAGAAAGCCAAUUGCAAAGAGAAUGGGAAAAGGCCAAAACUUUGGAGAAGCAUCUUGAAGAUGGUGUCUUUCAAAGAUACAUUCAUCAUAGUAAUUGAUCAUUCAAUGUACACAGUCUGGCGCCUUAUUAAGCCUUUGUUUCUCGGUUAUCUUAUUUUCUCAUUGAUGUCAGCUGAACCACAGAAAAAUCUGUCUCUGUACGGUUGUGUGUUGGCUAUGUGCAUCUGUGCGACGAUUGGGGGACUCAGUGUUCAUUACUCUUCCUACAAAUGUGAUACUCUUGGUAUUGGAAUGAGCAGCGCUCUGAAAGGUCUCAUAUACCGAAAGACACUACUACUCGGCAAACAGGAAUUACUGAGAUUUUCAACAGGCCGCGUGAUUGACCUGGUAUCUAACGAUGUUCAGCGACUGGAAGGAGAAACUGUCAAAUUCUUGUACUUUAUGGUAUUAGAUUUCUUUCUAGUCGGAGGUGCAACAGUAUUACUUGUGUAUUUCAUUGGUUGGCAGACUCUUCUUGGUGUUGUUUUCCUGUGUUUGCUCGUACCAUAUUUUGGGAUGCUGUCCUAUGUUAGUGCUGCGCUGCGCCUGCGUACAGCAGCUGUUUCUGAUCAGCGUAUUUCCUUGAUGAACCAGGUGGUUUCUGGGAUUCGCGCCAUAAAAACGCACGCAUGGGAGGAUGAGUACCAGGACAUGAUAAAGCACCUUCGAAGCGAGGAAAUGAGUAUCAUUCGAAAGAAGAGUGCUGUUCUAGCAGGGGUUGCUGCCUUACAGUACACUUCAGUGCCAUUGGCAGUUCUGGUGGUAGUCAUUACAAUGGUGCUAACUGGUCGACCAAUCACACCUGUUAAUCUCUUCAUGCUUCUUCCUUAUAUCAAUACACUAAUAACAAGUAUUUGCUAUUACCAAGCCUAUGGUUCCCUGGAAACAUACGAAGCUUAUGCGUCACUUCAAAGAAUCGAAGAGUUUCUGCUUUUAGAUGAGUUGCACGGGAUCUCUGAUGGUAACUUGAUAAAGGAAACAUCGAGAUCGAACAGACUCUCAGAUAAACAGAGAAAAUCGGACAAAGCCUCCACCGUUGACGAGAAAGAACCUGGGAAGGAGUCUCUUCUUGUGUCAGGUCUUUCGUGUUCCCAAAGUGAUCAGGGGGAAGAGUUUUCUCUGCAGGAUGUAGAAUUCACUGCAGCGCCAAAAAGUUUAACAAUCAUCACAGGACCCGUGGGAAGUGGAAAAUCUACUCUUCUGUUAGCUAUGGCUGGCGAAAUUUCAGAUAUCAGCGGUGAUAUAACUUUUCAAGGUUCACUUGCAUAUAUUUCCCAAACACCAUGGGUCUUCUCUGGAACCAUUAGACAAAACAUUUUAUUCGGUCUACCUUACGACGAAACCAAAUACUCCAAAAUUAUUGAGGCAUGUUCUCUUACAGAAGAUUUCCAGAUGUUUCCAAACGGUGACCAUACAGUUGUAGGUGAGCGGGGCGCCGUUUUGAGUGGAGGUCAACGUGCAAGAGUGAGCUUGGCUAGAGCAGUAUACAUGGAUGCAGACCUGUACUUGUUGGAUGACCCUCUCAGUGCCGUGGACAUAAAAGUUGGACAACACAUUUUUGAAAGCUGCUUUCUAGACCCACUAGUCUUGGGUAACAAAACACGAGUAUUGUCAACUCAUCAAGAGGAACAUAUGAAAGUUGCUGAUGAAGUAAUUAUAUUACAAAAGGGUCAGGUGUUGGAAAAGGGAAGUUACAUUGAGCUCCAGAAAAAGGGCAGUCUUGCCACAGUUCUUGAUCCGCUACACAUAAAGUCCAACAGAGACAGCGAGUCGGAGUUGAGCUCAGUUUCGAAGGACAAAGAGAAACCAGAUGUCAUGGACAAAAGUGCGACAAAAGGAAAACAUAUCAAGGACCUCGUUAUUUCGGAGGAAGAUCGCACAAUCGGAGAAGUGACUUUAAAGACUUACUGGGAAUAUUUCAGAAGCGGAUUGCACUCGUUAGCAAUAUUUUCUUUAUUUCUUUUAUGUGUGAUUACUCAAGGGAUGAUCGUUGCUCCUGACGUAUGGCUUUCAUUUUUUUCAAAGAAACGUCUCGAAAAUCAGAGGAAGAACAUAAGCUUAAUAUCGUAUAGCAGUCUAGUGAUUGGAUCCUUCAUAUUUGCCUUUAUCAGAGCAUAUGGAUUUCUCUUGGCGUCUUUAAGAUGUUCGGAGCGGCUUCAUGAUGAAAUGGUCGCAGCGGUAUUAAAGGCGCCAGUUUUGUUCUUUGAUUCAAAUCCAGUUGGAAGAAUUCUCAAUCGAUUUUCCAAGGAUGUUGGCUGCCUGGACGAGUUGUUACCCGACACGUUUCUUCUCUCAGUCCAAGUUUUCCUGCUGCUACUUUCAUCCGUUUUGGUACCAAUUGUCACAAACCCUUGGGUUCUAUUUGUCGUUUGUCCACUGGCUGUAGUCGUUUUCUACAUCUCUAGUUAUUACCUGAAGACAUCACGACAGCUCAAAAGGUUAGAGUCAAUAUGCCGAAGUCCUGUGUAUUCACACAUUUCGGAGACCUUGGAUGGACUUGAGACAAUUCGAACGGGAAGACGACAAAAAGAUUUUCAAGAACAGUUUUACAGAUUUCAAGAUGUCCAUACUCAGUCGUAUAUCAUGGUGUUGGCCAGUGGGAGAUGGCUUUCUGUGCGCAUUGAACUUCUUUCUUCCUUAUUGACUGGUGUUGUGGCUUUAGCAGCUAUUUUAGUUUCCCAAGAUGCAGCUUUCGCUGGACUUGCUCUUGUAUACGUUAUCGAGACUGUGGAACAAGCUCAGUUUGUUGUCAGAAAAACAUCGGAUGUCGAGAAUUCAAUGACGUCAGUUGAACGUGUUUUGACAUAUACGAAACUUGAUUGCGAACCUGGGUACAAAGUGCUGCGUCCUCCCCCAGAAAACUGGCCCCUAGAAGGAGGUGUGACAUUUGAAAAUGUGUCCUUGACAUACUAUCCAGGGGGACCGCAAGUACUAAGAAACAUAAAUCUUAAAUUAAAAGGAGGGUCCAAGUUUGGCGUUGCAGGAAGAACGGGAGCCGGAAAAUCAUCCCUGGUGGCAGCUUUUCUGCGCAUGCCAGACGCGGAUGGGAAUGUCAUUAUUGACGGUGUUCCAAUAAAGGAGAUCAACCUCCAAGAAGCUCGACGAUGUAUAUCUGUACUUGGCCAAAGUCCAGUUCUUUUCAGUGGAUCGCUGAGAAGAAAUCUUGAUCUGGUGGAUCAGUUUCAAGAUUUAGAGCUGUGGAAAGCCUUGGAAGAUGUCCAACUAAAAAGGUUGGUGGAAAAUCUGGAAGGACAGCUGCAUCAUGAGUUAUUAGAACACGGUGCAAAUUUUAGCGCCGGAGAACGGCAGUUAAUUUGUUUGGCCCGUGUUCUUUUGCAGCAAAAAAAGGUUAUCAUCUUAGAUGAACCCACUGCACACGUGGAUCCAGAAACAGAACAAGUAAUCUGGAGAGUCGUGCGAGAGAAACUGAAGAACUCUACAGUAAUAACUAUUGCUCAUCGACUGAACACCAUUAAAGACUGUGACAUGAUUUUGGUAAUGAAAAAUGGCGAGAUUGAUAGAUUCGACAGCUUUGACUCUUUAGUGAGCAGUGAGGAUCUCUAAGUACCUUGAAACAACAUAGUUAAUAUAUACUUGCUAUGUCUAAUAGACGGUGCCUAUCUUAAAUGCAAAUCACAAGAUGGUUAGUUGGGAAAACAUGUUUCUUAUUCGAAGAUUAUAGGUACUUUGCGAAAUUGGGAAAGCAAUAUUUCUCUAAAUAAUAGUUGUUUGCGGACAGUAAUGUGACUAACUAUCGUACUUAUUAUACGAGUCUACGUACUGCUUUCAACAGUGACAUUUCUGGACAAAAUAGCAUCUUUUUUUAUCAGUUUUUUACAAAGUAAAAACUCCCUUAAUGUUAAGUAGCCAGAGUGUAAGGAGCAAUGAUUUUUCCAGAACGGUCAGGUGGAGUGUUUGCAUACUACUCAGAUGCACCUCAAGCAUUGCAAAAAAUUAUUUUUCUUUUAUAGGCAGGAAUUAGACUCAAAGAUUCGCAAUAAACUUACGCCAAUGUUCUGA